Molecule: messenger RNA, 729 nt
Organism: Sipha flava (yellow sugarcane aphid)
Lineage: Eukaryota; Metazoa; Arthropoda; Insecta; Hemiptera; Aphididae
Exons: 1
Molecular function (GO): DNA binding
Source: RefSeq, a predicted model, not a curated record
AUAAAGCGUUAUACUAUUGUUGAAUUCAACUUUUUAAACGUUGAUAUUAUAUUUUUAGGUAAAGCUGCCCGGGGAAAAUGGAAAAAUUUGAAAGAUCAUUUUCGCAAAGAGUACAAACGUUGCAUGACUAGUGUUGACAGCGGUAAAGAUAUGUCCAGAUGGCCGUACUUCUCUUCUAUGAUGUUUAUUAAAGAACAGAUCUUACACAAAACCACGAAUCCGGUGUACCUGUCGGAUAUCCAAUACCAAAACAUUUAUCCAGAAGUGGAAAUAGGAGUGGGUACGGACGAAGACAAUCCGUUAAACUGUCUGAACUCGGAAUGCGAAAAUCUAAAUUCAGCUGAAGUAAACAAUUCGACGUGUGCGAAUCAGGACGAAAAUAUUUCCGAUGACAAGCAUUUUUUGUUGAGUCUCAUACCAAUGUUUUCGGUCCUCUCGCCUGCGAAAAAGUUGAAAGCACGCAUAGCUAUCGAAACAUCGUUGCUCAAUAUAGCUUAUCCAGAUUUAAGUGCAUCCGACAAUAGUCAAGACGAACAAAACGGUACCUUGCACAAAUCUUCCACCAAAGCUGAGAAAAGAAAACGAAUGUCUGAACAUAAGCCACUAAAAAAGCGUAUGAUAAACUCGAAAAGAUAUUGUUGAAAUCGCAUUACGCACAUUUUAUUACUGUUCCAUGUUCGGUUUGAUAGUCUGAUUGUUAACUAAAUCAAUAAAACUAUUAUUACAGUA